Molecule: messenger RNA, 1132 nt
Organism: Xenia sp. Carnegie-2017
Lineage: Eukaryota; Metazoa; Cnidaria; Anthozoa; Malacalcyonacea; Xeniidae
Product: eukaryotic translation initiation factor 2 subunit 1-like
Exons: 3
Coding region: 557-880 (107 amino acids)
Cellular component (GO): eukaryotic translation initiation factor 2 complex; eukaryotic 48S preinitiation complex; eukaryotic translation initiation factor 2B complex
Molecular function (GO): RNA binding; ribosome binding; translation initiation factor activity
Source: RefSeq, a predicted model, not a curated record
AAAUUUAUAGUCUUUGUUAUUGCGAAUUGUGAAGUUGAGAUUCAGUGUUUAUUUGUUGCUUUGAAUUGUAUUCAGAGCUACAAAAUUUCGACAAUGACUUCAAGAAAGCGUUGCUACAAUGGAUUAAAACAUGCAAAACAACAUAUGAUAUUUUUUCAUUUUAUUCGGCGUACUUUGUGGAUUUUUACUCGGUGCUUUAUUACAUGGCAAUGUUCAGUCGUCCAUAGAUCCAACACCGAAGGAAUAUGCAAUGUACGUGUCGUUUCUUGGUGAGAUUUGGGUGAGAGCAUUAAGACUUUUGGUUCUUCCUUUGAUUGUAUCAAGCUUGCUUUUGGCAGUCGCUGAAUUGGAGUCAAAACAAAGCGGAAAAUUGGGAAGAAGAACAUUGCUGUAUUAUCUUAUGACUACAAUGUUUGGGGAGUAAAUUGUUUAUUUGCAUUUAACCUGGAAAUGUUAACGUGAAAGAACCAGAACCGAACGAAGAAAAAGUUGAACCAAUACAUUCUGUGCUUGAUCUUACAAGAUAAAUCCCAUUUCACCACCUACCUAUGUUGUCAUGACAACAACAGUGAAUCGAGAAGAAGGUUUGAAAGCUUUGGAAACAUAUAUCAAAGCCAUUGAAGAAGUCAUUAUGAACAAGAAAGGAACAUUUGUUUUACAACAAGCUCCAAAGGUUGUCACAGAUAUGGAUAAAGCAGACUUUGCAAAGCAACUGGAAAGACUUGAACAUCAAAAUGCAGAAGUUGAUGGUGAUGAUGAUUAUCCUGAUGAUGAAGAAGAACAAGAUGAAGCAAAAAUGAUUGUGGUUUGUUUUAAAACUUGCUGUGUUUUAUUUUUAUCAUACACGACCUGCGGUUGCCUUGAACAACAAUUUGUUUAACUUCAAACUCCAUUCAAACCCUAUACAUUACAAAUAUCAAUUAUUUUCUAUUGACGAUCCAAAAUAGAUAUUUCAUUGUCAGUAUUUCGCGAGGCAGUUUUUGAAGGUCCCCUGUUGGGGUUAAACUGCAGCUCUGAAUAUGUAGUUUGUGUUGAAUAGGACAUUCUUCAUCGUGAAACUAUUGUAAUGCCAAGUCGUUGAAAUGAAAGCAUAUUUAGAAAGGAGAUCAUUAAAUUUCAUAUUGCUAACAAA